AAAAAAAAAAUUGUUUAGAGAAGAAGGGGUAAUUGGGUAAAUGCAAGCAUCGUGAUAAAACAUUUAAACCAAAAUAUAGCCGUUAUAAUUCAUUUCAUUCAUUACACACAGUGACUAUUGUGUCGUUUCGUUUAGAAGAAAAAAAGUGUGAAAUAGUGAAAAUGAAAAUGAGAGAGAAAUCAAAAUGCGACUACGAAGCUCUCAGAAACGCUCGCAUGUUACAAAACAAGGUUCGAUUGGAAUCUCUUGGUAUUUUGAAUAAAGUUUCGAAGCUUCGAGAAGCUUCUAUUCAAACCAAAAAGCAUCGUGCAUCUGUCAAAAGAGUCUACGGUCUCACUCCCCUGCGCCGCUCACAGAGAAUCAAGGACGUUGCUGCCACCGGCACCACUUCCGCCGCCGUCACCGACGACAACCUUCUGCUGCGCCGAUCUCAUCGUUUGAAAAUUUGUUACCCUAGCAACGCUGUUACACCAAAACAAGAGAAGGUAACUACAGAAGAAGGGGAAGAAGAGAAGAAGAGAUGGAUUGUAACUACUGAUAAUGGAGAAGAAGAGAAUAGGCCUGCCAAUGCACCUCUCAUUGAACUGAAUCGGAAGGAUGUAGAGCUUCUUAUUUCAGCCGCAUGUUCUGCCCGGCGCUGCGAUAGCAAGGGUAGAGGCAGUGUCUACAAUCCAGUUUUGGGGAUAUGCUGCCAUUUUUGCAGGCAAAAGAAAUUGUGUGGGGAAGAAGACUGCAAAAGAUGUGGGAAUUGUGAUGUGGAUGAACCUUGUUUAGGAAAGACUGAUUGUUCAGUGUGCCACUCAAGCCAUGGUGUCUUUUGUAGAGCCUGCCUCAAGGUUCGAUAUGGUGAAGAAAUUGAGGUGGUAAGAGAGAACAAGGGAUGGAUGUGCCCACAUUGCAUAGAAGAGAAAGGAAUAAAACCUUACUGGAUAUGUAACAGCUCAAUAUGCCUACGGAAACGGAAGAUGCCCCCAACUGGGAUCGCAAUACACAAAGCUAAGGAAAUGGGAUAUGAAUCAGUAGCACAUCUACUAAUGGAAGAACUUAAACGUGAAAACAAGCACCAAAGAUAAAAGGUUGACAUGUAAGAACAGCUUGCAAUCUGUAGUUAUUUUCUAAUUUUCUAACUUGGUAUAAUUUGCUAAUUAAUAUUGAAGCUCAAAGUUAGACUUCUUAUGGCACUGAUUUAUUUUGCCUUUAUGAAGAACAAUUAUCAUUGAUGUAUAUGUAACUCCAAUAGUUUUAGAUGCAAGUAAGCUGACCAGAGUGAUUUGAUCUUGAA
Messenger RNA from Cicer arietinum (chickpea), 1282 nucleotides. RefSeq lists its product as uncharacterized. Gene Ontology annotation, cellular component: nucleus. The record is from RefSeq and is a predicted model, not a curated record. Lineage: Eukaryota; Viridiplantae; Streptophyta; Magnoliopsida; Fabales; Fabaceae. Gene Ontology annotation, biological process: regulation of DNA-templated transcription.